AUGUCUGCCUCUGAACUUGCUACUAGUUAUUCAGCUCUCAUUUUGGCUGACGAGGGUAUUGAAAUCACUUCUGACAAGCUCUUGUCUUUGACCAAGGCUGCCAAUGUCGAAGUUGAACCCAUCUGGGCUACCAUUUUCGCUAAGGCUCUUGAAGGCAAGGACCUUAAGGAACUUCUCUUAAACAUUGGUUCCGGUGCCGGUGCUGCUCCCGUUGCUGCCCCUGCCCCUGCUGCUGGUGAAGCUCCUGCUGCUGAGAAGAAGGAAGAGGCCAAGGCCGAAGAAGAAUCAGACGAAGAUAUGGGCUUCGGUUUGUUCGACUAA
Molecule: messenger RNA, 321 nt
Organism: Schizosaccharomyces osmophilus
Lineage: Eukaryota; Fungi; Ascomycota; Schizosaccharomycetes; Schizosaccharomycetales; Schizosaccharomycetaceae
Gene: rpp101
Product: ribosomal protein P1 Rpp101
Exons: 2
Coding region: 1-321 (106 amino acids)
Biological process (GO): cytoplasmic translation; translational elongation
Cellular component (GO): cytosolic large ribosomal subunit; ribosome
Molecular function (GO): ribonucleoprotein complex binding; structural constituent of ribosome; protein kinase activator activity
Source: RefSeq, a predicted model, not a curated record